AUGGCACACCAACCCACCAACCACGAAGGUUCUCCGCUUCUCCAUGACAACAGCAGCUCUCCAGGAGACGACGAAACUACCCGUAAUGUCGAUGAAAAGAUGGAUACGCGCCUGAUGUUGAAGAUUGCGGCAGCAAUGUACUCUUUCACCACACUCGGCCUCUUCAACUCCUCAAUCGGCACCGUCCUCCCUCUCCUCUCCUCCUAUUACCAUCUCACCGACCUCCAAGUAUCUUGCAUCUUUCUCGUCCCGCCCAUCGGCUAUGUUGUAGCAGCACAGUGUAGCGAUACCGUGCAUCACCGCUUUGGUCAACGAGGAAUCGCAGUUGCAGCGCCUUUGUUACAAAUCCUGGCUACGACGAUAGUAGCAACGCAUCCGGGGUUUGGGUGGGUGCUAGUUGCCUUUAUGUUCCAGGGGCUGGGAACGGGGCUGCUGGAUGGGAGUUGGUGUGCGUGGGCGGGGAGUAUGGAGAAGGCGAAUACUGUGAGCGGGCUGUUGCAUGGGAGUUAUAGUGUUGGUGGGGCGAUGGGUCCAUUUAUCGUUACUAUUUUGAUCACCAGGCACUUUCCGUGGUGGACCUGGUAUUCUAUCUUGGCUGGAGCAUGCGCGCUCUCUUUCUUGGUUUUAGUCAUGGCAUUCCGUAACGAAACCGCAUCCGUCUACCGUGAAAGCAAGCAGUCGAAAAUCAACGAUUCCAAGAUCGACGUCAAGGCCGUGUUCAGAUACCGAGCUACUUGGUUCUGCGCAGCGUACUUUCUCACUUACGUUGGUAUCGAGACAGCGAUCUCGGGGUGGAUCGUCUCAUUCAUGCUGCGCAGCCGCCACUCAACCGCUUACGUCGCUGGUCUGUCUUCUACGGGGUACUGGAUUGGCAUGGCUGUUGGACGACUCACGUUAGGUUUUGCAACAGAUAGAAUGGGGGUGCGGCGCGCGACUGGUUUGUACUUUGUUCUCGCUAUUGGGGUAGAUAUUCUCUUCGCUGCUUUGUCAUCUGCAGCUGCUUCUGUGGCGCUGAUGACAAUGCUAGGGUUUAUCAUGGGUCCGAUGUUUCCGUCAGGAGUUGUUGUGCUUACACGAUUGUUGCCGGCAGAGUUGCAUGUUGCCGCUGUUUCCUUUGUGGCUUCUCUAGGUCAGGUUGGAGCAGCGCUUUCACCGUUUGCUAUCGGUGCUGUUAUCGACGGCAUGGGUAUUGGUGUCUUCCGGUUCGCGAUAGUUAUCGAGACUGUGUUGGCGUUGCUGGUAUGGGUUGCUUUUGCAAGGCUGCGUCCCGCUUUGCAAGUUGUAUCUACUGCGCGCCAUGAGGACUGA
This is a messenger RNA of Alternaria burnsii, 1308 nucleotides long. Its product is annotated as mfs transporter-like protein. NCBI's taxonomy places the organism in Eukaryota, Fungi, Ascomycota, Dothideomycetes, Pleosporales, Pleosporaceae. The record is from RefSeq and is a predicted model, not a curated record. Bases 1 to 1308 code for a protein of 435 amino acids. Gene Ontology annotation, cellular component: membrane. Gene Ontology annotation, molecular function: transmembrane transporter activity. Gene Ontology annotation, biological process: transmembrane transport. The transcript has 2 exons.